Messenger RNA from Ciona intestinalis (vase tunicate), 681 nucleotides. RefSeq names its product ubiquinone biosynthesis protein COQ4 homolog, mitochondrial-like. NCBI's taxonomy places the organism in Eukaryota, Metazoa, Chordata, Ascidiacea, Phlebobranchia, Cionidae. Gene Ontology annotation, cellular component: mitochondrion; mitochondrial inner membrane. The record is from RefSeq and is a predicted model, not a curated record. Gene Ontology annotation, biological process: ubiquinone biosynthetic process.
AUGGCUGCUUUGUACCCAAAUCAUAUUCCAAUCACAAAGUUAUCACGAAUAUUACUUGCUGGAUCAUCUGCUGUUGCUGCUUUAAGGAAUCCAUACAGAGAUGACAUGGUUGCAGUGUGCAGCGAAACAACGGCGUGUAAUGCAUUGGAACAUAUGCGUGGGAGAAUGUUGGAUGACGAGACAGGAAGAAGAAUAUUAAACGAACAACCUCGUGUUAAUAGUUCAACUGUUGACUUGAAGUUAUUACGAGCUUUACCUGAGUCUACACUGGGAAGACAAUAUGUUAACAUGUUGAACAAAUAUAACAUUACUCCAGAUUCAAGGAGAGAUGUCAAGUUUGUAGACGACCCUGAGCUCGCCUUUGUUUUACAACGAUACCGAGAAACACACGACUUCAAUCAUCUGUUGUUAGGUCAACGAACAAAUCUCCGAGGUGAGGUUGCAGUGAAAUGGUUUGAAGCAAUACAAACAUUCCUUCCUAUGUGUUGGAUGGCUGCAGUUGGAGGCACAACAAGAUUAAGUCGAAAGCGAAGAUUACGUUUACUGCAGCAAGACCUACCAUGGAUAAUACCGACUGCAAAAUCUUGUCAGUUUUUCAUGAAUAUUUACUUUGAAGAAAGAUUGGAUCAAGAUAUUGAUGAUUUAAGAGAUGAAAUGAAAAUUUAUUUACCCCAUUCUUGA